This is a messenger RNA of Ctenocephalides felis (cat flea), 1549 nucleotides long. Its product is annotated as stress-activated protein kinase JNK. Gene Ontology annotation, molecular function: ATP binding; JUN kinase activity. The record is from RefSeq and is a predicted model, not a curated record. Lineage: Eukaryota; Metazoa; Arthropoda; Insecta; Siphonaptera; Pulicidae. Gene Ontology annotation, cellular component: nucleus; cytoplasm. The transcript is spliced from 10 exons. Gene Ontology annotation, biological process: protein phosphorylation; JNK cascade. Bases 388 to 1527 code for a protein of 379 amino acids.
CAUUGUGCUCUGUGACUUUACCGAAAAAUUGCUUAUCGUUUCUUUUCGUGUCAUAUUUUUCAUGUUUUGUGAUGAAAUAGUUAUUAUUAAGUGUGUUGUGUGUUAAAAGCAACUACCAGGCGAUAAGUCAAUAUUUCUCUUUCAAGGUAAAGUGGAUUUGCACGAGGCGACAUUUUUCGUAGAGUUGAAGAAAUUCUAGAAGUUUUGUUUCACGGCCCGUUUUGGUGAUAUAAAACUUCGAACGGAUACAACAUAACGAUCAAAAUUAUUGAUAUAUUCUCUAGUGUUAAUAAAAGCCAUGGCCAUUCGCUUGUUAUGACAACAAAGCAGUAGCAGCUCAAGCGGCCGCGAAUACAGAUCGCGCUCCGUCCGGCGUCGCGUGUGACAAUGUCGUCGCGCCUCCACAGCUUCUAUACGGUGGAGGUUGGGGACACCAAGUUCACCAUCCUCAAGAGAUACCAGAAUCUAAAGCCAAUAGGCUCAGGAGCACAGGGAAUAGUCUGUGCGGCGUUUGAUACCAUAUCUCAACAGAAUGUUGCGAUCAAGAAGCUGUCAAGGCCGUUCCAGAAUGUGACCCACGCAAAACGAGCCUAUCGCGAAUUCAAGUUGAUGAAACUUGUCAAUCAUAAAAAUAUUAUUGGACUGUUAAAUGCCUUCACGCCACAACGAAGCUUAGAAGACUUUCAGGAUGUUUACUUAGUGAUGGAAUUAAUGGAUGCAAAUCUGUGUCAGGUUAUACAGAUGGACUUGGAUCAUGAGCGAAUGUCAUAUUUACUUUAUCAAAUGCUAUGCGGCAUUAAACAUUUACAUUCAGCUGGCAUUAUCCACAGGGAUCUAAAGCCGUCCAAUAUCGUCGUAAAGUCCGACUGCACACUCAAAAUUCUUGACUUCGGUCUGGCACGUACUGCCGGCACAACGUUCAUGAUGACGCCUUAUGUCGUGACGCGUUAUUAUCGCGCACCAGAAGUCAUCUUAGGAAUGGGAUACAAAGAAAAUGUCGACAUUUGGUCCGUUGGCUGCAUCAUGGGCGAAAUGAUACGCGGAGGUGUGCUGUUUCCCGGAACUGAUCAUAUAGAUCAAUGGAAUAAAAUUAUUGAACAAUUGGGCACCCCUAGUCAGGCCUUCAUGCAGCGCCUGCAGCCGACGGUUCGCAAUUACGUUGAAAACAGGCCGCGUUACCAGGGCUACUCAUUCGACAGAUUGUUCCCGGACGCCUUGUUCCCAUCCGACAGUAAUGAGCAUAAUCGACUGAAAGCUAGUCAGGCACGCGAUCUGCUCAGUCGCAUGCUGGUUGUCGACCCAGAACGACGGAUAUCAGUCGAUGACGCGCUCUUACACCCGUACAUAAAUGUGUGGUAUGAUGAAGGAGAAGUCAACGCUCCUGCUCCUGGUCCGUACGACCACAGCGUGGAUGAGCGCGAACAUACUGUGGAGCAGUGGAAAGAAUUGAUUUACCAGGAAGUAAUGGAUUACGAGGGACGCGGAAGCAAUAAUGAGGUAGCAGCGGAGGCGGCCGCCCAGCGGUAGACGUGCGGUAAUUUCGCUAUAG